This is a messenger RNA of Talpa occidentalis (Iberian mole), 1046 nucleotides long. RefSeq names its product olfactory receptor 10G3. The transcript has a single exon. Bases 4 to 945 code for a protein of 313 amino acids. Gene Ontology annotation, biological process: G protein-coupled receptor signaling pathway. Gene Ontology annotation, cellular component: membrane. NCBI's taxonomy places the organism in Eukaryota, Metazoa, Chordata, Mammalia, Eulipotyphla, Talpidae. Gene Ontology annotation, molecular function: G protein-coupled receptor activity; olfactory receptor activity. The record is from RefSeq and is a predicted model, not a curated record.
GAGAUGGAAAAAGUCAACAGCACAUUAUUGACUGAGUUCAUCCUUACAGGAAUUCCCUACCCACUCAGGCUAAGGGUGUUUCUUUUUGUGUUCUUUUUGCUAAUCUACAUCUUGACCCAGCUGGGGAACCUGCUUAUUCUCAUCACUGUCUGGGUAGACCCUCAGCUCCAUGCCCGUCCCAUGUACAUAUUCCUAGGUGUUCUCUCCAUCAUUGACAUGGGCAUCUCUUCUAUCAUCGUUCCUCGGCUCAUAAUGAACUUCACCUUAGGCAUCAAACCCAUCCCAUAUGGUGGCUGUGCUGCUCAACUCUAUUUCUAUCACUUUCUGGGCAGUACCCAGUGCUUCCUUUACACCCUGAUGGCCUACGACCGGUACCUGGCAAUAUGUCGGCCCCUGCGCUACCCUGUCCUCAUGAGUGCUAAGCUGAGUGCCUUGCUUGUGACUGGUGCUUGGGUGGCAGGAUCCAUCCACGGGGCUAUCCAGGCCAUCUUAACCUUCCGUCUGCCCUACUGUGGACCCAACCAGGUAAACUACUUCUUCUGUGAUAUCCCCGCAGUUUUGAAGCUGGCCUGUGCGGAUACCACAGUCAACGAGAUGGUGACAUUUGUGGACAUUGGAGUGGUGGUUGCCAGUUGCUUCUCCCUGAUCCUCCUCUCCUACAUACAGAUCAUUCGAGCCAUCCUAAGAAUCCAAACAGCUGAUGGGCGGCGUCGGGCCUUUUCAACCUGUGGAGCCCAUGUCACUGUGGUGACCGUGUACUAUGUGCCCUGUGCCGUCAUCUACCUGAGGCCUGAAGCCAACAGCCCCCUGGCUGGGGCAGCUGCCCUGUUCCCCACAGCCAUCACGCCUUUCCUCAACCCCCUCAUCUAUACUCUGCGGAACCAAGAUGUGAAGCUGGCUCUGAAGAGAAUGAUGAAAGGUCCGGUGGCUAAGACUGAGGUUUGAAUGUGUCUUCUCCCCACUGGGGAUACUUCAUAUUUGUAAUUUUUUCCAAUGUUUAAAUUUCAGCAAAGUUUUGUACUUCCUGCUUUUUCUCUUUUAUGUAG